AUGUCUCAAAAAAUAACACGAUUAAGACAAUUGUCUCACGAGUUGACACAUCUGCACGAGUCGGUGAUGAAAGACAAAGACUUGCAUUUAGGACAUCCAAUCGGUGUCUAUAAACUGAUUCAACGGAUGGCCACUGAAUGGCGUGAAGUGGACGAUAGGGUUAAACCAAACCAAGACUUAAUUCAAAUAAUCUCUCAAUACAUACAACACAUCAACACUAUUCACAAUUAUAGUCUAUCAGAUGCUGUGAGUGGUGUCAUUAAUUUGGUGAAGACAUACAAACUGGACGUAGGACUCGUGAGCACCGGUUUAAUUGAAUACAUGACCACUUUUGGUGAACAAAAAGUGUUUACCCAAACGGACACUAAUAUGUUAACAAGUUUUGAUUGUUUCACAAUUGGGAGACAAUCAUACGAUAGCCAACAAUACAUGGACUCAAUUCAAUGGUUAGAAACAGCUCUUAUGAGGGCCAGCAUUGAAGACAGUGGUGUGUCAAUGGAGUUGAGGGCAGAUAUACUCAAAUACAUGUCGUUAUCCUAUUAUAAACUUAAAGACUAUGAAGAAGCCAUUAAAUACAUGACGGAAUCCAUGAAUAUCACUGUAGACUCGGAUGAAAAUCACUCAUGA
This is a messenger RNA of Medioppia subpectinata, 627 nucleotides long. NCBI's taxonomy places the organism in Eukaryota, Metazoa, Arthropoda, Arachnida, Sarcoptiformes, Oppiidae. The record is from the annotation of a GenBank genome assembly.